This is a messenger RNA of Hippocampus comes (tiger tail seahorse), 1202 nucleotides long. Its product is annotated as solute carrier family 35 member F2-like. Gene Ontology annotation, biological process: transmembrane transport. Lineage: Eukaryota; Metazoa; Chordata; Actinopteri; Syngnathiformes; Syngnathidae. The coding region runs from base 67 to 1182 and encodes 371 amino acids. The transcript has 8 exons. Gene Ontology annotation, cellular component: membrane. Gene Ontology annotation, molecular function: transmembrane transporter activity. The record is from RefSeq and is a predicted model, not a curated record.
UAAGAGUGAAGACACAAAAAGUCAUUGAAGGAGACCUCUCCCUGGCAGUGACAAGACUCUUCCGUGAUGUCUCCGGACGCAGAUCCGGAGGUCCGUCCCGAGCGGGGUGGCUUUGGCGCAUGUUCGCCGGCCAGGUUCACGGAGGCUUUAACGUGGCGUCUGGCUCGCACCCUGGCCCUGGGUCAGGUCCUGGCAGCGCUGGUGUGCGGUACGGCCGUGUCGUCUCAGUAUUUAAGCUCCGCCUUCCGGGUGGACGCUCCCAUGCUGCAGAGCGUCUUACACUACGCGCUCCUUGGCGCCACUUAUACACCGGUGCUGCUCUGCAGGACAGGUCCCGUGAGUGUGUUCCAGAUGGGUUGCAGGCGAUGGCUGCUGUACUUCCUGCUGGGGCUGGUGGACGUGGAGGCAAACUACAGCGUGGUCAAAGCCUACCAGUACACCACACUCACCAGUAUACAGCUUUUGGACUGCUUUGUGAUCCCGGUGGUCAUGUUUCUGUCCUGGUGGCUCUUGAGGACACGCUACCGUCCCAUCCACUUUGUGUCCGUCUGCAUCUGUUUGUUGGGCGUUGGCGCCAUGGUGGGGGCUGACCUACUGGCGGGGCGAGACCAGGGCUCCACCUCCAACAUCCUGCUGGGUGAUGGCCUAGUGCUGCUCAGUGCUGCCCUCUAUGGGAUAUCCAACGUCUGGCAGGAAUACGCCGUCAAGAAUCAAAGCCGCCUCGAGUUCCUGGGAAUGCUGGGGUUCUUCGGUACCAUCAUAAGUUCAAUACAAAUGGUGGCCCUGGAGCUUCGCCAAGUGUCAGCCAUCCAGUGGAGCUGGCAAGUAGCUCUGCUGUUUGGGGCCUUCGCGUGUUGCAUGUUCAGUUUGUACAGCCUGAUGCCCGUGGUCAUAAAGGAAAGCAGCGCCGCCGCCGUCAACCUGUCCAUGCUCACCGCCGACGUCUUCAGCAUCUUUUGUGGCAUCUUCAUCUUCCACUACAACUUCUCAGGUUUGUACGUGGUGUCUCUGGUGGUUAUCUUUGUUGGCUUCAUCACCUUCAACGCCGUACCCAUCGACCCCUCCUCCUCCAGCUGUGAGAGGGGAAGCCACGACAACACUGCUCAGCCAUCCAACCAGGAAGUGGCGGUGAUCGAAGGGAAGCAGUGUAAGAGAAUUCCUCUUGACUGCACUCGAUUGUGAAACUUCAGACUUUUUUUUUU